Molecule: messenger RNA, 1239 nt
Organism: Oxyura jamaicensis (ruddy duck)
Lineage: Eukaryota; Metazoa; Chordata; Aves; Anseriformes; Anatidae
Gene: NIFK
Product: nucleolar protein interacting with the FHA domain of MKI67
Biological process (GO): maturation of LSU-rRNA from tricistronic rRNA transcript (SSU-rRNA, 5.8S rRNA, LSU-rRNA)
Cellular component (GO): nucleolus
Molecular function (GO): RNA binding
Source: RefSeq, a predicted model, not a curated record
AGGCCGAGAUGGCGGUGGCUGAGGCUGGGGCGGGCGUCGGGUCGGCGUCCUCGUUCUUGUCCCUGGAGCCGCGGGCGCGGCGCCGCAUCCCCCAGAAGGCGCGGCGGGACCGCAAGCGGCCGGUGGAAGAGGAGCUGCUGCAGCCGGGUGUGGUGUACGUGGCGCACCUGCCGCGAGGGAUCUGCGAGCCGCAGCUCCGCGAGUACUUCGGGCAGUUCGGCACCAUCACGCGGCUCCGCCUCUCCCGCAGCAAGAAGACAGGAAGGAGUAAAGGCUAUGGAUUUAUAGAGUUUGAAUCUGACGAUGUGGCUAAGAUUGUUGCGGACACGAUGAACAACUACCUGUUUUCAGAAAGACUGCUGAAGUGUCAGUUCAUGCCUCCUGAGAAGGUCCAUGAAGAUCUCUUCAAAAACAGCGAGAGGAUGUUCCAUAAGCCUUCUCAUCCAGCGGUCAGGCGGUACAACAAGAUACGUUCCCUCGCUGAGAAGGCCAAGAUGGCAAAGCGGCUGCGGCAGAAGGAGAAUCGCCUGCGGAAGCGGCUGGCUGAGAGGGGGAUCAAAUACAGCUUCCCGGGAUUUGCUGCGCAGGGGCCUCCCGUGAAGAAAAGGAAAGUUAAAAUGUCCAAGCCAAAACUGAGCGUUUCUCUGAGCAGCCAGGAUCCUACUCCAGUCUGUACUCCUACAGUGCUUGAGAGCCGGAAAGCUCAACAAGCGGAUGAUGACACAGAUGACAAUGAAAUAACUCUCAAACUGCCCCCUGCAAGCGUUAAAAAACCUGUGCAGAGACCAAAGAAACAGCAAAGAAAAGCCAAACCUGAAGAAACAGAAAUAGACUUAAAACGUGGCUACAGUCACCAGAAUUUUUCUUCUUCCUCAAAUCAAACACUGGUGAGGUGGAACUUCUGCCCUGCCUCAGUUUGUCUCACUAGGCUAUUUCAGCCUCUCACGGGCAGGGAAUGUAUUCACAAAUGGUUCCCCUCCUGUUUAGCCAGCGGGGAGCUACAGUCUUCUCUGCCCUUGAAGAUUUUCUUGAUUUUUUUUUUUUUUUUUUUUUUGCACUCGUGAGUGCUAGUGUUCCCACAUGCCUCCAGUUGUGCCAGAACCUUUGGUUAGUUCUGUGCUUUGUCUCUGUCACCCCGUUUUGAAAGAACAUGUGAGGCUGUCCAUUCUGAUCCUGCUGACGGGGUCUGUAUUUUAUACCUAUUGACGAUGGCUUAUCAAAUACAGUUUUUAACCAUUA